AUGUCUUUUACCGACUUUUCUAAAAUUGAAACUUUGAAACAAUUAAACAUUUUCUUAACUGAUAAAUCCUAUGUCGAUGGUUCUUCUGCUUCUCAAGCUGAUGUAACUGUUUACAAGGCUUUCCAAAAAGCUUACCCAGAGUUUACCAGAUGGUUCAACCAUGUUGCUGCUAAAUCCGAUGAAGUUGCUACUUUACCAACAGGUUCUGUUCCAUCUGCAACUGCUGCAGGAGAAGAUGACGACGACGUUGAUUUAUUUGGUUCAGAUGACGAAGUUGAUGAAGAAGCUGAAAAAUUGAAGGCUCAAAGAUUAGCUGAAUACAAUGCUAGAAAAGCCGCCAAACCUCCAAAACCAGCUGCUAAAUCUAUUGUCACUUUAGAUGUCAAACCUUGGGAUGAUGAAACUGACUUAGAAGCUAUGCUUGCUUUUGUCAAAGCCGUUGAAAUCGAAGGUUUGACUUGGGGUGCUCAUCAAUUCAUCCCAAUUGGUUUCGGUAUCAAGAAAUUACAAAUUAACUGUGUUGUUGAAGAUGACAAGGUCUCCAUGGAUGACUUACAACAAUCUAUUGAAGAAGAUGAAGACCACGUUCAAUCUACCGAUGUUGCUGCUAUGCAAAAAUUAUAA
Vanderwaltozyma polyspora DSM 70294 is the source of this 624-nucleotide messenger RNA. RefSeq names its product elongation factor 1-beta. Gene Ontology annotation, cellular component: eukaryotic translation elongation factor 1 complex; cytosol. NCBI's taxonomy places the organism in Eukaryota, Fungi, Ascomycota, Saccharomycetes, Saccharomycetales, Saccharomycetaceae. Bases 1 to 624 code for a protein of 207 amino acids. The transcript has 2 exons. The record is from RefSeq and is a predicted model, not a curated record. Gene Ontology annotation, biological process: translational elongation. Gene Ontology annotation, molecular function: translation elongation factor activity; guanyl-nucleotide exchange factor activity.